This is a messenger RNA of Alnus glutinosa, 1074 nucleotides long. Its product is annotated as protein SOB FIVE-LIKE 2. Gene Ontology annotation, biological process: cytokinin biosynthetic process. The record is from RefSeq and is a predicted model, not a curated record. The transcript has a single exon. Lineage: Eukaryota; Viridiplantae; Streptophyta; Magnoliopsida; Fagales; Betulaceae. The coding region runs from base 505 to 969 and encodes 154 amino acids.
UCUUGCUGGCCUUAUAUUCUCCCUAGUUUUGUAAACUGAGCCAAUCUGACUUUGCAUUUAAAGCUCCCUUUUUUAUUAAUGAGCAAUGCAGAGCAGUAAAGAUGAUUGCCAUCCUCUCUUAUAAAACCCAAUGACCAAAGUGAACAACCCCUUGUCCUUUCAAAUUGAAGCAACUUCAAGGUAUUUAUGCCUUGUGGAAGGCUGGAUUUCACUUUCAUUCACAGCUUCUAGCUGUCUUCUGCUCAGUGAAAUCAGAGGGAAUUUAUGGUUAUUUUGAUUACCAGGUGGUGCGGUGGGAGUUAUAUCCUGCCCUAUUAAAUGGAUAUUUGUGGUUUUGGUAGCUUUCAUAUAUAGUUUGAGAUUGGCCUGCAGGCAGGCCUCACAGAUCGAUGAGAGAGAUCAGAUACAUAAUUAAACGCAUUGUAUAUACUGCUUUUCUCACGCCUCUAUACUUGCCCAUUUACUAAUUUUCCGCUUCCUUCUUCUACUUGCUUGCUUCUUGCAAUGGAGUCUUCCCAAAUGUUCGGAGCUGCAGAAGAAUGUCACAGCAGCGAAUCUGGGUGGACAAUGUAUAUUGGUGAUGACGAUGAUGAUGAUGGCGGUGGUGGUGGUGAUUACGGGCAUAGUGAUGAUGAUGGAAAUGACGACGACGACGACAAUGAUGCUAAUCACGAUGAUGAUAGUGAUGAUUCCAUGGCUUCUGAUGCUUCUUCCGGCCCAAGUCAUCGGAGUACUGGAAAGGGUGCUCAUGGCAGCUUGGCCGUUUCCAAGCGCGACGAGGAAGAGAAUGAUAUAAUUGACAGGUGCUUAGACAAGAAACCCAACAAACCGCAAAAGGAGAUGCAGAGAGGUCAAAGGAUAAAGAAAGAUAAAAAAGAGUCGACGGUACCGGUGCUCAUGGCAAACGCUCCAGCUCAGAGUAGUGGUGCCAAGGUAAGAAAAGACAUGUGGAUGGGCAAAACGAAAUAAAAUGGUUUUUGAGGUUGUUUUGUAGGUUGGUACCAUGGGCUGAAAAGUGUCUCAGAUUCUCAGAUCAGAAAAGAAAAUGGGCUACAAAGUACUAGCUAGCUAAUG